Molecule: messenger RNA, 1453 nt
Organism: Aphis gossypii (cotton aphid)
Lineage: Eukaryota; Metazoa; Arthropoda; Insecta; Hemiptera; Aphididae
Exons: 7
Coding region: 1-1347 (448 amino acids)
Biological process (GO): peptidyl-glutamate ADP-deribosylation
Source: RefSeq, a predicted model, not a curated record
AUGAUUCAGUUAAUAAGUUACAAGAGUAUAGUAGAAUCAAAAAAUAACAUUAAGAAUGAUGUAAAAAAGAACCAUGUUGAAGACAAGGAACAAGGCAAAAAAUCUUUAAAGGAGAACGCAAGAAAUAACAACAUUGAUUUACACGAAAAAUCAUUAAAUCAUGGAGACGGUAUGAUAGAAGAAAUUGAUGAAGACCUUUUCAAAUUAUCAAAAGAUUAUUGUCUUGCUCAUUGUGUUGCUGAAGAUUUACGAAUGGGAGCCGGUAUAGCUGUUGAUUUCAAGCGCAUCUUUGGUGGUGUUGGUAGACUAGUUGAUCAGAAAUUAAAAAUAGGAGAAGUAGGUAUAGUUCAACACUAUGGUCAAUUUGCAUUUUAUUUGAUAACAAAAAAAUAUAGUAAUGGUAAACCAACAAUGAAUACAAUGGAAAAAGCUCUUCGUUCACUUUUCAUCAUAAUGAAAAAAUUAAAUUUAACAAAAUUAGGAAUUCCCAAAAUUGGAUGUGGAUUAGAUAAACUUGAUUGGUCUGAUACAAGAUCUCUCAUUGUUGAUAUAUUUUCUGGAUCUGGCAUUAACGUAACUGUAUGUGUACUUUCAAAAUUAAUAGAUUCAAAUAUACCACAGAGAUUAAAUGUUCGUAUUACACCAUCUAAUUUAUGGGAGAUGGCAGCCAAAACCAUCAUUGUUUUAUUUAUAGAUUUAAAACAAGUAUGUAAAGAGAAUUGGAAAGACCAUAUAGUUGAUAAAGUGGACAUUAAAUAUCCAUUCAAAAAAAAUUUAUCAAAAGACGUUAAAAAUAAGAAGUUUGACCCUGGUGCCAUAGCAAAAUACAUUGUUAAUAACGAAGUGAUAGUUUGUAUAUUUGUCACACAAAAGGCAUUAUACAGUUCUUUAGAAGAUGGAUUCAAAUCCAUAGAUCAAACAUUAAAAUAUUAUAAGUAUUUGGCUAUUCAGAGUGGCCCUAUUGAACCUAGCGAUAACUUUGAACGUAUAUCAUGGAUAGUAUUAAUAUUACGCUCAAUUAGUCACUCUUGUGAAUUAUGGUUAUGUGGUGAUGUCAAUCAAACAAGUGUCACAUAUUAUGAUCAAUAUUGUAAAAAUGUACUAAGCUCUAUGAAUCAUUCAUUUAAAAUGAGUUCUCUAGCUCAAAACAACUACAAAUAUAAUGAUAAUCGGCAUAGUUUAAACAUGAGAGAAACAAGUUAUCAAAAUCGAAGAUCUGGAUCAUUUCGGGAAUAUGUUGAUCAAAAUAGAAGAUCUGAACCAUUUCGGAAAUAUGUUAAUCAAAGUAGAAAAUCUGAAUCAUUUUGGGAAUAUGUUCAAAAUAGUUCUACAAAAACUGAUACAUGAUUUUACUAUGGCAUGUAAAAAAAAUAUUUAAUAUUUGUUUUAAUAAAUAAAUAUGUAUAAUAAAUAAUCAUAAUAUCAAAUUAAUAAACAUAAUCUUAUACAUGAA